Thelazia callipaeda (thelaziosis nematode) is the source of this 1812-nucleotide messenger RNA. The record is from the annotation of a GenBank genome assembly. NCBI's taxonomy places the organism in Eukaryota, Metazoa, Nematoda, Chromadorea, Rhabditida, Thelaziidae.
AUGGACAAGCUGUCAGGAAAUGAAGACACAAUUCCCGAAGACGUAACUGAAGAUGCAUUUUUUUUCAAAGCAUCAAGCAAUUCGUCUUUCAAAGAAAAUUUCGUCAAGUUUGAUGUUACUGCUGUAAUUAACUGUUUGCCCAAACCAGAAGAAUGCAUGUCUGUUGAUGUUAGCAAGAAGAUGAGAUGGCAUUCGCCACAUCUGGGUCAUUUCGCACAUUCAGGAUGCAGUGCAUCGGAUGAUGGUAAAGAUGAGUAUACCUUUCAUGACAUGCCGGAUCUAGUAAUGGAAUGUAUUUUUCGAUCACUCAAUCUUCGGGAUCGUUGUAUAGCAUCUCAGGUUUUGAAAUGUUAUUGCGUUGAUACAGUAGACCAGUUAUUAAUCGCAUUACUGCAUUGUCGAAUAAUAAAUAGUGUCAAAAUAUGGUUCGCUGACAGCAUUUUUGCUGAAAGAAUAUUAAGGAAACUGAAACAAGCUAAAGUUAGAAUGAGGUGCUUGGAUUUGUAUCCAUAUGGUACAGAAAAAGCACUGAAAGAAGCUUUUAGUUUUUUUCCCGAACUUACGGGCAUGACUAUGCGUCCGCAUGGUCAACAAUUUUUUUGGAGCGGAUUGAAUAUGGAUUGGUUUCCUACAUUUUCUAAAUUGGACACACUUCUUUUAGAUGGAUUUAAUAUAAGACCAGAAGUUAGUUUGCCACAAAGUCUCACAACAUUGGAGUGGCUGAAUCGAAGUGGAAAUUUUUCACAUGUUAUUCCAAAAUUAAGUAGUUUGGUGAAUUUGGAAUAUCUGAUGCUAGGACAUGCGGAAUUUUUACUCCCUGACGAAUUUGACUCAUUUUUACAAGUGAUCAGCUCAGAAAAUAUACCAAAAUUACAGUACCUUGUAUUUCGGUAUUGCAAAAUUCAAUUAAAUCAUACGCCUGAUGCUUUUUACAAAUCAAGUAGUAACACUGGAAGAAAUGUGUUCGGAAGCAACAUUGAGGCGGUUGCUAAACUUAAUUCGUUACAAAUCCUUAAGUUGGAUUUAUGCAACUUAGAUCUGGACUUAACUGUGCGGCGAAUUAUUGCGCAUACAGGAUCAGCAAUGAGAGUAGUGUCUGUAAAUGUGAUCAGCGAAGAAACUAACUGCGAAAAAAUUUAUCAUUUAUCAUCACUGAUUGCGGAAAAGAAACUCUCCCUUCAUUUUGGACUAUUACAAAAAGAUAUGAGGGAUGCCUCAAAUAGAAGAAUUUCAUGGAAGUCUCCUCCUGCAUCGUUUGGAAGUGUUCUUGCUCGAUUCGAAGCAUCAUUUGUUACUGAUGCAUCCCUUCUAAAAACUUUGUUACUCACUCAUCCUUUACCACAAUUAACAGAUUUAAAAUUUAUUCAAGUGUCAUCUAUAACUUCUCAAAUACUGCAGCAUAUUUCAUUGACUGCUGUACUUUUACGAAAGUUGUCUAUCAUAAACUGUUGCGAAGAUGAGUUGGAUGUUGGUAUUUCCCAACUAAUCUUCGGUUUCCAAAAUAUUCUGUCGAAAUCACUUCAGGUUAUAUGGAAACGGAAACUUAAUCAGUCGUACUCAUUAUACGACACAUUAAUCAAAGAUCGAUUGAGUUUCAUUAAACCUUUUAAAAUCCAUAUCAUUCGAAAGAAAUUCGCUGCGAACAGACAAGGGGAAAAAAUUGUGAUUUGGGAAUCCGAAACAGGAAGAUCAAUGCAUUUACAAGAUUUUGAUAGUAACGAUCAGGGUCGAAUAUUAGGUAUUUUAAUGCCUCCUGAUUGCGAUCUACAAUUCAUGGAAGGCAAUGGAUGCACAUCUAGCGUUCAAUUUUAA